Messenger RNA from Diaporthe amygdali, 627 nucleotides. RefSeq lists its product as uncharacterized. Bases 1 to 627 code for a protein of 208 amino acids. The transcript is spliced from 3 exons. NCBI's taxonomy places the organism in Eukaryota, Fungi, Ascomycota, Sordariomycetes, Diaporthales, Diaporthaceae. The record is from RefSeq and is a predicted model, not a curated record.
AUGCCAUCCAAGAAACAACCAACCUCAAUGACCUACCCCUCCAAUCCUGGCUCCGACGUUUAUCGCAGCGCGAGCUUCUGGUCCCUCCCCAGUAUGACUUCCACAUCCGCCUGCUCCGACCAAUCGGUCCAGACCCAGCGCAGUAAGGAUGCCCAGGGCCGCCUGAAGGUCCUGUUGGACUACCCAGCGCACUCGGAAAACACCCGGAUUCUAGAAGAGGCGGACAUGUGGCGGGCUGAGAAGCUUCGCGUCAAGCUCUCGGCGAUGGCCAAGGUUUGCGGCGAGUGGGAAAAUGCGCUGGCGAAGAGCGUCUCGGAGUGUCAGAAUCGGUAUGAGACUGCCCACGCGGCUGAUGGCGAGGCUUCGAAGCUGCAAGAGGGUAACGACGCGGCCCUCGAGGCUGCUGCGCAGAAGAUCUCUGACACCAUGGAUGAGCACGGCCUAACAUUCGACGUCGUCGUCUGCGAAGAGAGUGGCACCCUCGAGUGGACUAUGUUCAUGACCGGCGUCCUCGUGGGAAAGGGUCACGCCAACACUCUCAACGACCUGAUUACAGCGGGCUUCUACGAGAAUGAGUUGAAGGGUGUCAAGGUCAGCAAGUUUUACGAGAAAAAGUACUGCUUGUGA